AUGGAAAAGACAAGCAAUAACCCAGGAAUUAGCAUCCUUAUUAUUGAUGAUGAUGCAAUUUGUCUUUCAGUUCUUGCAGGAGCUCUUACAAAAAUGAAUCAUCAUGUUAUUGCUGUGACCAACCCAUUAGACGCACUAGAAGUACUAAGGAGGAGGAAAGAUAAAAAAUUUGAUCUGAUUUUGUCGGAUGUGCACAUGCCACAUAUGAGUGGCAUUGAGCUCCUUAAACAUGUCGAAGAAGAGUACAAGCUUCCUCUUGUUUGUAAGUAUAAAUACUCCAAUUUUAUACUUCUAAUGUCUGCUGACCAGGAUAGAGACAUCAUCCACAAAGGUUUACAAAGUGGAGCUCUAUUCUACUUUGUGAAGCCUAUUUCUCCACACAAUCUUUCAAAAAUAUGGCAAUUUGCUAUUCCAACAAAGGGUAUAGCUAAUAGCAAUGCUAACUCAAUAGACAUGUCUCGUGUCAUAACAAGUGAUCCUGAUACUUUGAUGCGAAUCUUUAAUCAACAAGAGAUGAUGCACGGUGUCAACAACAUUAUUAACAACAACAACAACGUUUGCAACAAUGACAUUGUGCAAAACUACGCGCCAAUUACUAAUGGCCAAAACAAGGUGAAUGCUACACCAUUAGUCUACACUAACAAUGGUAUUAACAAAAGGCGUAGUAAUUCAGAUGAGAGGGUUGUGAAGAAGAAUAAACCAGCUAUGAAGAAGCCGAAGCUGGUUUGGACUACCUCACUUCAUAGCCGAUUUUUGGAGGCUGUCAAUAACCUUGGUGUAGACAAAGCUGUGCCCAAGAGAAUUUUGGAGUACAUGAAUGUUCCAGGAUUGAAGAGAGAAAAUAUUGCAAGCCAUUUGCAGAAAUAUCGCAUAUUUUUGAAGCGGGUUUCAGAUAUUACAACUGACAAUGAAAAUGGUAUUCCCAAUAAUUGGAAUGAGAGGCCAUUUAGAUCAAGCUUUGUGUUGAAUGAAAUCACCUUUCUUACAGGUAGCAUUCAAGAUCAGUAUCGAGGCCUCGUAGCAGAGCGUUCUCUAGGAAUGACAAAUGAUCCUAAUUUUGAAAUAGGGGAGAGUAGCACCCAAGGAGCUAAUGGUCCAAGGAAACAAGCAAGGUGCGGUGCUCCUAGUGAUCUUAGUGAGGCAGUUCGAAGCCUAAAACAAAAAAUCGAACUACUUGAGAAAUUGCAAAAGCUUCAACGUAUGCAUAAACAAGUUUCUCCUAGUCCUAUUGAUGGCAGGGUUCUAAGCAACCAGCAGUUUCAUCCAGCCAAUUGCAACAAUAAUAAUAACUAUGUCGGGCUUCGAAUUAGUACUGAUGGGGAGCUGAUUAGCCCUACUAACAACACACCAAUAGUUCUUGGUGAUAAUAAUGUUGCUAAUGCUAACUUUGCUAAUGGCAUGCAUGGUAGCAAUAACUUUACUGAAAAUGCUAAUAAUAAUGCUCAAGAGGUCAAUUAUUAUGGAAUGAAUUUUGCUGAUAAUUCUUUUCAUAAUAAUACUAAUACUCCUCUUGCUGAUCUUUUCUCAUCUGAUGUUGAUGAUUGGAAUUUUAACACACCUAAUGUUGAUCAAAUUGCAACUCCUCAAGCAAAUCCCUUUGGAAUGUCACAAGAAAUGCCAAACAUGCAAGGUGGUAUAGGUGAUGAAUUUAUGGAACUUGGUAUUGACAUUCCAAUGGAUCAGGACUAUUUUGACAACAAUUUCGGGUUUGGACCUUUUGAUGCUCAAGGUAAUGCUCAGGGAGGUUUCGCUGAAGGACUUGAUCAGGGAAUUACUAACAAUGGCGACAUCUCUUUCGAUAACUAUGUUACUCAAGAGGGUGGACAAGAAUUCAUCAAUCAGCAGGGAAUUAAUGCUAGCAAUGAUGACAUCCCUUUCGACAACUAUUUUGCUGAGACUGAACUAGAAUUCCUCAAUCAGCAGGAUGGUGGGGCUGAUUUCAUGGGGCCUAACUGA
Chenopodium quinoa (quinoa) is the source of this 1956-nucleotide messenger RNA. RefSeq names its product two-component response regulator ARR12-like. Bases 1 to 1956 code for a protein of 651 amino acids. Gene Ontology annotation, biological process: phosphorelay signal transduction system; cytokinin-activated signaling pathway. NCBI's taxonomy places the organism in Eukaryota, Viridiplantae, Streptophyta, Magnoliopsida, Caryophyllales, Amaranthaceae. The transcript is spliced from 10 exons. The record is from RefSeq and is a predicted model, not a curated record. Gene Ontology annotation, molecular function: DNA binding.